Knipowitschia caucasica is the source of this 1155-nucleotide messenger RNA. The record is from the annotation of a GenBank genome assembly. NCBI's taxonomy places the organism in Eukaryota, Metazoa, Chordata, Actinopteri, Gobiiformes, Gobiidae.
AUGGAGGAUCAAGGCAGAAGUGGAGGAGUUUGUGUCAGAAGAGGGAGAGGAGCAGGUCAAAGAGGGAGAGGAGCAGGUCAAAGAGAGAGAGGAGCAGGUCAAAGAGAGAGAGGAGCAGGGUCAAAGAGCGAGAGGAGCAGGGUCAAAGAGAGAGAGGAGCAGGUCAAGGAGAGAGAGGAGCAGGUCAAGGAGAGAGAAGAGCAGGUCAAAGAGAGAGAGGAGCAGGUCAAAGAGGGAGAGGAGCAGGUCAAGGAGAGAGAGGAGCAGGUCAAAGAGGGAGAGGAGCAGGUCAAAGAGGGAGAGGAGCAGGUCAAAGAGAGAGAGGAGCAGGUCAAGGAGAGAGAGGAGCAGGUCAAAGAGAGAGAGGAGCAGGUCAAAGAGGGAGAGGAGCAGGUCAAGGAGAGAGAGGAGCAGGUCAAAGAGGGAGAGGAGCAGGUCAAAGAGGGAGAGGAGCAGGUCAAGGAGAGAGAAGAGCAGGUCAAAGAGAGAGAGGAGCAGGUCAAAGAGGGAGAGGAGCAGGUCAAAGAGAGAGAGGAGCAGGUCAAGGAGAGAGAGGAGCAGGUCAAGGAGAGAGAGGAGCACGUCAAAGAGGGAGAGGAGCAGGUCAAAGAGAGAGAGGAGCAGGUCAAAGAGGGAGAGGAGCAGGUCAAAGAGAGAGAGAAGCAGGUCAAAGAGGGAGAGGAGCAGGUCAAAGAGGGAGAGGAGCAGGUCAAGGAGAGAGAGGAGCAGGUCAAAGAGAGAGAAGCAGGCACAAUGCAGAACAUCAGCAACUUCUCCACAUCCAACUCAUCCACCACACCACCGACUUUCGACCAUAGACUGUACAUAAUAACCAGCUACAACCACAGCACCAGCUACAACCACAGCACCAGCAACAACCACAGCACCAGCAACAACCACAGCACCAGCAACAACCACAGCACCAGCAACGACCACAGCACCAGCUACAACCACAGCACCAGCUACAACAAGGACGACAUCACCAUUCUCAGCAUCGGGCUUACUCAGAGUCUUCAUCCUGAUCACUGCUCUCCCGGCCAACAGCGCCCUCCUGUGGCUGAUGCUCAAAUCCAGACACAACCUCUCCCCGCCUCAGCUCUUGGCCCUGAACAUCUCCAUUUUCUGCAUCGUGUACUGUCUGUUUCUACCUUUUGA